This is a messenger RNA of Xiphophorus couchianus (Monterrey platyfish), 1424 nucleotides long. RefSeq names its product vasodilator-stimulated phosphoprotein-like. Gene Ontology annotation, molecular function: profilin binding; SH3 domain binding. Lineage: Eukaryota; Metazoa; Chordata; Actinopteri; Cyprinodontiformes; Poeciliidae. Gene Ontology annotation, biological process: neural tube closure; actin cytoskeleton organization; positive regulation of actin filament polymerization. The coding region runs from base 170 to 1300 and encodes 376 amino acids. The transcript has 13 exons. The record is from RefSeq and is a predicted model, not a curated record.
AGGCAGAAGUGCAGUUAGUUGGUUUCAGUGUCAGGGGAGAAUGCAACAGCGCUUCUCAGACACAAAUGACAAACAGUUUUUCAGCUGAAAAAAGGGAUUGAGAGAUUUUUGAAAAGAAGCAAUAUUUUGUAAAGCAAGUCAAUCACUGGAUUUUCAUUGCAGCUUUAAAAUGAGUGAGUCCAGCUUGUGUGCUGUAAGAGCGACAGUCUUGCUUUACGAUGACAGCAGUAAGCGCUGGGUACCGGCAGGGUCAGAUGCGACCCAUGUCAGCCGUGUCCAGAUCUAUCACAACGCUACAACAAACACCUUCAGAGUGGUGGGCCGCAAACUGCAGGCUGACCAGCAGGUAGUGCUCAACUGCCCCAUUGUCAAAGGGAUGAAAUAUAAUCAAGCAACAGCAACCUUUCAUCAGUGGCGAGAUCCUAAACAGGUGUGGGGAUUAAACUUUGGCAAUAAAGAGGAUGCAGCUCUGUUUGCUAACUCCAUGACUCACGCAUUAGAGGUUCUCAGUGGAUCUGGAAGUGCAGGUUCUGCUAACAAUGGACCAUCUCCACAGCAACUUGAAGAACAGAAAAGACUUGAGCGACAAAAGCAGGAGCAGCUAGAGAGAGAGCAGAAGCGGCCAGAUACCCCCGCCUCUUCUCCAGCUGCUCCUCCAGCUCCACCACCGCCUCCUCCAGCUCCAACCCCACCAGCACCUCCACCCCCUCCCUGUGGUGGUGCAGUCCCACCUGCACCACCUCCACCCCCUGAAGGAGGAAGUGGAAAAGUUGGAGGACAAGGGGGCGGUAGUGAUCUUGCAUCUGCCCUUGCAGGAGCUAAAUUACGGAAAACAGUAAAGGAUGAGGGCGCGGCAUCAGCCCCAGCUCCCAAAGCAUCAUCCUCAUCAUCAUCUGGUGGGGGCGGAGGAGGUGGCCUAAUGGGAGAAAUGAGUGCAAUUUUGGCAAGGAGGAAGAAAGCUGCUGAUAAGCCUGUGGAAAAAGUGAAAGAACCUUGUGAUGAAGAAUGUGCUCCUGCAAAUGCAAAGUCCUCUGGAUCAGGAGCAGAAAUCAACGAGCCGAAAUAUAAAUCUGCUUCAACACCAAGGCCAAAAACUGCCACCCAGAAAGACAUCAGCUGCAGCACAUCUGCCCAGAGUCCUGGGUCCAGGCUGAAAGUGGUGAAGAAAAAGUCAGAUGGUGAAGAAGGAGACGAUGAUAUGGAGCGUGUCAAACAGGAGAUUAUAGAAGAAGUGAAAAAAGAGCUUAACAAGAUGAAGGACGAGAUUAUCAAAGCUUUGAUCGAGGAACUCCAAAGAUAAAUGAUGGACGUUACAGACAGCAGAAAGGCCUAACAAUAUGAUGAAGAGAUGGGAUUUUUCCUCAUGCAAAUCGCUGGCAAAAUACUUACUGCAUUAAAUUACUGAAUUAAAUGUCUAAAGAUCA